Molecule: messenger RNA, 2865 nt
Organism: Budorcas taxicolor (takin)
Lineage: Eukaryota; Metazoa; Chordata; Mammalia; Artiodactyla; Bovidae
Gene: CLSTN2
Product: calsyntenin 2
Exons: 17
Coding region: 1-2865 (954 amino acids)
Biological process (GO): homophilic cell-cell adhesion; positive regulation of synapse assembly; positive regulation of synaptic transmission
Cellular component (GO): cell surface; postsynaptic membrane
Molecular function (GO): calcium ion binding; X11-like protein binding; kinesin binding
Source: RefSeq, a predicted model, not a curated record
AUGCUGACUGGGAGGCUGUGCUGGGUGCCGCUCCUGCUGGCGCUGGGCGUGGGGAGCGGCAGCGGCGGCGGGGACAGCGGGCGGCGCCGCCUCCUCGCGGCUAAAGUGAACAAGCACAAACCAUGGAUAGAGACUUCAUAUCAUGGAGUCAUAACAGAGAACAAUGACACAGUCAUUUUGGACCCACCAUUGGUCGCCCUGGAUAAAGAUGCACCGGUUCCUUUUGCAGGAGAAAUCUGUGCAUUCAAGAUACACGGCCAGGAGUUGCCCUUUGAGGCUGUGGUGCUCAACAAGACGUCUGGAGAAGGCCGGCUCCGUGCCAAGAGCCCCAUCGACUGUGAGCUGCAGAAGGAGUACACGUUCAUCAUCCAGGCCUAUGACUGUGGCACGGGGCCCCGGGAGACAGCCUGGAAGAAAUCUCACAAGGCCGUGGUCCAUAUCCAGGUGAAGGACGUCAAUGAAUUUGCUCCCACCUUCAAAGAGCCAGCCUACAAGGCUAUCGUGACGGAGGGCAAGAUAUAUGACAGCAUCCUGCAAGUGGAGGCCAUCGACGAAGACUGCUCCCCCCAGUACAGCCAGAUUUGCAACUAUGAAAUCGUCACAACUGAUGUGCCUUUUGCCAUCGACAGGAAUGGCAACGUCAGAAACACGGAGAAGCUGAGCUAUGACAAGCAGCACCAGUAUGAGAUCCUAGUAACCGCCUAUGACUGUGGACAGAAGCCCGCAGCGCAGGACACCCUGGUGCAGGUGGACGUCAAGCCAGUUUGCAAGCCUGGCUGGCAAGACUGGACCAAGAGGAUUGAGUACCAGCCUGGCUCAGGGAGCGUGCCCCUGUUCCCCAGCAUCCACCUGGAGACGUGCGAUGGGGCCGUUUCCUCCAUCCAGAUCACCACGGAGCUGCAGACCAACUACAUUGGGAAGGGCUGUGACCGGGAGACCUACUCUGAGAAGUCCCUUCAGAAAUUAUGUGGAGCCUCCUCUGGCAUCAUUGACCUCUUGCCAUCCCCCAGUGCUGCCACCAACUGGACCACAGGACUGCUGGUGGAUAGCAGUGAAAUGAUCUUCAAGUUCGAUGGCAGGCAGGGUGCCAAGAUCCCUGAUGGAGUUGUGCCCAAGAACCUGACCGACCAGUUCACCAUCACUAUGUGGAUGAAGCACGGCCCCAGCCCUGGAGUGAGAGCUGAGAAGGAAACCAUCCUCUGCAACUCAGAUAAGACCGAAAUGAACCGGCAUCACUAUGCCCUGUAUGUGCACAACUGCCGCCUCGUCUUCCUCUUGCGCAAGGAUUUUGACCAGGCAGACACCUUCCGCCCAGCGGAGUUCCACUGGAAGCUGGACCAGAUUUGUGACAAAGAAUGGCAUUACUAUGUCAUCAAUGUGGAGUUUCCUGUGGUCACCUUAUACAUGGAUGGAGCAACGUAUGAACCAUACCUGGUGACUAACGACUGGCCCAUUCAUCCAUCUCACAUUGCCAUGCAACUGACAGUUGGCGCUUGUUGGCAAGGAGGAGAAGUCACCAAGCCACGCUUUGCUCAAUUCUUCCACGGCAGCCUGGCCAGUCUCACCAUUCGCCCUGGCAAAAUGGACAGUCAGAAGGUGAUUUCCUGCCUGCAGGCCUGCAAGGAAGGGCUGGAUAUCAAUUCCCUGGAAAGCCUGGGCCAAGGAAUAAAGUAUCAUUUCAACCCCUCGCAGUCCGUCCUGGUGAUGGAAGGUGAUGACAUCGGGAAUAUCAACCGUGCCCUCCAGAAGGUCUCCUACAUCAACUCCAGGCAGUUCCCAACUGCGGGUGUGCGGCGCCUGAAAGUCUCUUCCAAAGUCCAGUGCUUUGGAGAAGAUGUGUGUAUCAGCAUCCCCGACAUGGAUGCCUACGUGAUGGUGCUGCAGGCGGUCGAGCCCCAGAUCACCCUCCACGGCACAGACCGCUUCUGGAGACCCGCCGCCCAGUUUGAAAGUGCCAGAGGGGUGAUCCUCUUUCCUGACAUCAAGAUUGUGAGCACCUUCACCAAAGCUGAGGCUCCCAGUGACUUGAAGACCACAGCCCCCAAAUCAGCAGUUUUAGAAGAAAUGCUUCACAACUUAGAUUUUUGUGACAUUUUAGUGCUGGGAGGGGACCUGGACCCCAGACAGGAGUGCUUGGAGCUCAACCACAGUGAGCUCCACCAGCAACACCUUGACGCCACCAACUCCACAGCAGGUUACUCCAUCUACGGUGUGGGCUCCAUGAGCCGCUACGAGCAGGUGCUGCGUCACAUCCGUUACCGCAACUGGCGUCCAGCUGCCCUGGAGUCCCGGCGCUUCAGGAUCAAGUGCUCAGAACUCAACGGGCGCUACACCAGCAAUGAGUUCAACCUGGAGGUCAGCGUCCUCCAUGAGGUCAGAGUCCCGGACAGUGAGCACGUCAACCACCUUAUCGCGCAGCCACCAUUCCUCCAGUCCGUCCACCACCCGGAGCCCCAGACUAGCAUCCAGCACAGUUCAGUGGUCCCAAGCAUUGCCACAGUGGUCAUCAUCAUCUCCGUGUGCAUGCUAGUGUUUGUCGUGGCCAUGGGCGUGUACCGGGUCCGGAUCGCCCACCAGCACUUCAUCCAAGAGACCGAGGCUGCCAAGGAAGCAGAGAUGGACUGGGACGAUUCUGCACUCACUAUCACGGUCAACCCCAUGGAGAAACACGGAGCCCCAGGGCGUGGGGAAGAGGAGACCGAGGAAGAGGAGGAGGAGGAAGAAGCGGAGGAAGACAGCUCCAGCAGCAGCGAGUCCGAGGGCAGUGAAGAAGAGGAGGAGGAAGGGGCGGGCAGGGGCAGACACGGGCAGAGUGGAGCCAGGCAAGCCCAGCUGGAGUGGGACGACUCCACCCUCCCCUACUAG